CAGAGGGAAUCAAAACAAUCAAGUGAACAGCACUGGACGCGCACAAGGAUGAUACUCCAGAUCCGAGACGACUAGACGGUCCAAACAGCCGCUGCCAACAUGUUCAGGCGAGGUUACGGUGGGGUGGAGCUGCUGCUGGUGCUGUGGGGCCUGGAUCUCUCUCAGCCCUGCCCUCGUCACUGCAUCUGCUACACUUCACCUAGCACCGUGUCCUGCCAGGCCCACAACUUCCAUGCCGUGCCCGAGGGCAUCCCCGCUCAGAGCGAGCGUGUCUUCUUGCAAAACAACAAGAUCCAGCGGCUGCUCCGCGGCCACUUCUCGCCCACCACGACCAUGCUGUGGCUGUACUCCAACAACAUCUCCUACAUCCAGCCGUCCACCUUCCACGGCUUCGACCGCCUGGAGGAGCUGGACCUCGGGGACAACCGUCACCUGAAGGCCGUGGCUUCAGACACCUUCCUGGGCCUGGGUCGGCUGCACGCCCUGCACCUGUACCACUGUGGCCUGAUCAGUCUGCCUCCGGGGAUCUUUGCAGGGCUGCAUAAUCUCCAGUAUCUCUACCUACAGGACAACCAGUUAGAGUUCCUUGAGGAUGAUCUCUUCAUCGACCUGCUGAACCUCAGCCAUCUCUUCCUGCAUGGCAAUCGGCUGUGGAGUCUUCGCCAGAACACUUUCCGAGGUCUGGGCGUCCUGGAUCGGCUCCUUCUCCACCAGAAUCGAAUCCAGUGGGUCGAUCGUCAGGCUUUCCAUGACCUGAGGCGUCUCACCACCCUGUACCUGUUUAAUAACUCCCUCACCGAGCUCUCCGGCGUCAGCCUCACUCUGCUGCCGGCGCUGGAGUACUUGCGACUUAACGACAACCCCUGGGAGUGUGACUGCAAAGCCCUGUCACUUUGGGACUGGUUGCGUCGUUUCAGAGGCUCCACUUCAUCGCUAAUCUGUGUUUCACCUCCUGAGCUGGUCGGGAAGGACCUGAAAAUGCUGAAGAAAGAGCAGCUACCCAGCUGCAUGUCGAGCGAGGGACACCCACGUGGCAGCCCAGGCGGGGAGAUGGAGCAGGGAGAGUCUUUAAACCACCUGAAUCGCCACAGAGUUCACCACAACCACCACCAGCGGCCGUACCUGCCCCACGGGGACCAGUACAGCUUGCCCUCGCCUUCGCCCCUGCCGCGGCCCCCGAAGGGAGGCCGCAGAAACUGCACCCGGCGGGGCCGCAAGGCGAAGGGCGGGCACAACGAAGUGCAGCUACUUCGGGACGGGGGCGAGAAAGACUACACUGCAGACAGAGGUAAAUACGACCUGUCUGCGUCCGGGAGGAGGAAGAACAAGUGCAUCCCCAGAACUUCGGUGGGCCCACCGAUCGGGGUGCAGAGGGCCAAUAAUAAAGCGGGGUCGCACCUUGCAGAUUAUCUUUCGUGUCUCUCGCCGGCCUUGCUGCUGUCACUCUUUUUUGUGAUCCUGCGCUAAGACAAGACAUGGGCACUUUGGUGCUGCAGCCUGACGAACCGCUUUUCCUGAAACGCCCUGGCCUGGCUCUUAGAAGGAGGCGCGUGUGCGUAACCUGUGUGUACAUGACUGUGUAUAAAGAACUUCUCUGGACUGUCCCUGUGGUAUUAAUGCAGGGAUGGUUAUGAGUCAUAAUCAAUACGUGGAAGUCAGGGAAAACAGUUUCGUUCAUUGCUUUGAUGAUGUCACCAAGGGAAACAGCAGGAAAACUUUACUUUUGUUACUGUGACAUCCAUCGCAUUACCCAACUCAUGUACUUAUAAAACCUGUACAGCCACAUGAAGCAACAAGCCACUAAUCCGUUCAAACA
Salarias fasciatus (jewelled blenny) is the source of this 1816-nucleotide messenger RNA. RefSeq names its product reticulon 4 receptor-like 1a (gene rtn4rl1a). The record is from RefSeq and is a predicted model, not a curated record. Gene Ontology annotation, molecular function: protein binding. Gene Ontology annotation, cellular component: plasma membrane. NCBI's taxonomy places the organism in Eukaryota, Metazoa, Chordata, Actinopteri, Blenniiformes, Blenniidae. Bases 100 to 1467 code for a protein of 455 amino acids. The transcript has 3 exons.